Molecule: messenger RNA, 784 nt
Organism: Haliotis rufescens (red abalone)
Lineage: Eukaryota; Metazoa; Mollusca; Gastropoda; Lepetellida; Haliotidae
Product: trafficking protein particle complex subunit 1-like
Exons: 4
Coding region: 60-497 (145 amino acids)
Biological process (GO): endoplasmic reticulum to Golgi vesicle-mediated transport
Cellular component (GO): TRAPP complex
Source: RefSeq, a predicted model, not a curated record
GCCGGGGAGUUGUUAGGCACUUCCUGUACCUCCCAAUCGAUUGAUUCAGAGUCAGGAAAAUGACAGUGUUUAAUUUCUAUAUAUUUGACCGAAAUGGGACGUGUUUGUAUUAUGCAGAAUGGAACAGAAAGAAGCAGUCGGGCAUUAGCAAGGAGGAGGAAUUCAAACUGAUGUAUGGCAUGAUUUUCUCAAUAAAAUCAUUUGUCAACAGGAUAUCACCAACAGACAUGAAGGACGGUUUCAUGAACUUCAAGACAACCAAAUACAAGCUACAUUUCUUUGAGACGCAAAGUGGUCUCAAGUUUAUUAUGAACACAGAUCUCAAUGUUGGCAGCGUCAAAGAGACAUUGCAGUUGAUCUACAGCUCAAUCUACGUGGAGUACGUUGUGAAGAACCCCCUGUGUUAUCUGGACCAACCCAUCACGAGUGAACUGUUUAAGGCUAAACUAGAUGACUUUGUGCGAGGGUUGCCAAUCUUUCCUACCAGUGUGUCCUAACUGUUAUUGGGAGGUUCAAAGGCUGAUUUUGUUGGAUUCAAGCCUUUGGGCAAUGGACAAAGGUUGUUGUAUAUUGUUGAAAUCAAAUAUGAAAAGGGAAGAAGAGGAUUGAACAAGAUUUGACACUCUUUUUUUUAUUAAGUUUGUUUUGCGGUAAUGAGAAUACAAUUUUUUAAAUGUUGAUGUAAAUUGUAAUGUAUAUUCAGAUGAAUAUGCAUCUUCCCGAGGCAAGGGAGUUAACUUCCUUUAAAAGUCCAGUUUCCACCCUUGCCGAGCUAGGCUGGAAU